Messenger RNA from Hordeum vulgare subsp. vulgare (domesticated barley), 1808 nucleotides. RefSeq names its product zinc-finger homeodomain protein 1. The record is from RefSeq and is a predicted model, not a curated record. The transcript has a single exon. Gene Ontology annotation, cellular component: nucleus. Gene Ontology annotation, biological process: regulation of DNA-templated transcription; regulation of developmental process. Bases 424 to 1332 code for a protein of 302 amino acids. NCBI's taxonomy places the organism in Eukaryota, Viridiplantae, Streptophyta, Magnoliopsida, Poales, Poaceae. Gene Ontology annotation, molecular function: DNA-binding transcription factor activity; transcription cis-regulatory region binding.
GGUCGAAAAGGGAAGGGCGGGGCGGAGAGGGACAGACAGACAGCAAAGACAUGAGCAUGAAGCAAAAGAACAUACAUCACGCCUUGGCCGGGUGGAGAGAUGAGGGAUCAGACAAGUGCGCGACUCGAGAGGGAGGUAGGCGGUGAACAGGAGAGAAAGCGAGUUCGCUACAGAGAGAGAAGAGAGAGAGAGAGAGUGUGUGUGUGUGCAUCUUAUUACAUCAUCGCCUAGGCAGGCGCUGCAGCCUUGGUGCAGCGCGUCGUCAAAACUGGCAGCUAGCCAGAUGGUGUCCACACUCUCUCCUGCGUCUCUUAUCCCUUCAUCCCAGUUUUAACCCUUGCUAAUAAGCCCUCUCUUAGCCCGGCCUCCUCUCGAGAACACGCCGGCAAACCCAGCAGCUUCUGCUUAGCCUAGCCUAGCUAGAUGAGCAUGGACUUCGACGACCACGACGACGGCGACGAGGAGAUGCACAUGUCCAUGCCGAUGCCGAUGCCGAUGCCGGUGAGCUCCAGCUACGAGACUCCGCCGCCGCUGUCCACGGGGCUUGCCGGCGCCGGGAUUACGCCGAACAAGCCUCCUGGUGGUGGCGGCGGUGGUGGUGAGCUCGGCGGCCGUGCCAAGGUCCCGGGCGGCGCAAGGUACCGCGAGUGCCUCAAGAACCACGCGGUGGGCAUCGGAGGGCACGCCGUCGACGGCUGCGGCGAGUUCAUCGCCGCCGGCGAGGAGGGCAGCAUCGACGCGCUCCGCUGCGCCGCGUGCAACUGCCACCGCAACUUCCACCGGAGGGAGUCCGACUUCCCCGCGGGGGCCGAGGGCUCGCCCUUCUCUCCCACCGCAAUGGUCCCCUACGGAGGCGUGCCGCACCACCAGUUCUCGCCCUACUACCGCACCCCGGCGGGCUACCUGCACCACCACCAGCACCACAUGGCCGCCGCAGCCGCCGCGGUCGCCGCCGCUGCCGCAGGCCACCCUCGACCGCUGGCGCUCCCGUCCACCUCCCACAGCGGCCGCGACGACGCCGAGGAGCUGUCGGGCAUGGCGGCAGGGCCCAUGUCGGCGCUGGCCCCGCUGAGCAGCAUGUCCCUGGGCGCGGGCCCGUCGGGGUACGGCUCCGGGUCCGGGUCCGGCAAGAAGCGGUUCCGCACCAAGUUCACCCAGGAGCAGAAGGACAAGAUGCUGGCCUUCGCGGAGCGCGUGGGGUGGCGCAUCCAGAAGCACGACGAGGCGGCCGUGCUGCACUUCUGCGACGAGGUGGGCGUCAAGCGCCACGUCCUCAAGGUCUGGAUGCACAACAACAAGCACACCCUCGGCAAGAAGCCGCCCAGCAUUUGACGCCGCAUGCAACCACCACCACCACCCCAAGAAAAAGCCGCAUGCACGACGCAUCUGGCGUCAUGGGCCUCAGCCGAGCUAGCUGAUCGACCCACCAUGGCAUGGCUAGCCCCCCGAUAGGUACCAGCAUCUGCAUGUUGCUUCCUUGUUCAGCUUAUAGCCAUUGCAUUCGCGCUUGACGGCGUUCCCCUCCGGCCGGAGCGGUGCAUGGCUGGCUGGCUGGCUGGCUGGCUUACAUUAGGUUAAUCCGUAGCGAGAGUUCCUUGGUUCUUGGAUGGAUUUAGGUGGUUCCCUAUUCUAUUCUAUUGCAUUCUGUUUUUAUUUAUCUACUGUUGCUCAUGUUGUUUAGUGGAGUAAGUAGGAAUGUAAUCCCUAGCUAUGGCGCCAUGGCCAUUUGCUGAUUUGGUUCUUCCUGGGAAUGUACUACUACUGCUUGAUCGAUCAGCUCAGCUAGAUAGCUGGCGAUCGAGGAAUUA